AUGUUCGUAUUGGAUUCAUGGUCAACAUUUAUUCAGGAAUUUAAAAAAGAGUUUGCGCCAACAUUACUGAAGGAAGAUGCUAUGCCUCAAGCAAACGAGUGUGUAUAUGAGUUAGACAAAACGAUGCUAUAUUAUGAUAUGGUAUUAAAGAGGAACAAAAUUGUGAAUUAUUGGAAAAAAGAAGUACAUUUAGAUUAUUUCAACAUUAAAUUAGUUGAAUUAAAUAAUAUUGUCUUGCUCAAUAUGUGCACUGUGGAAAGUGAUGAAAACAAUUGUGAGAUGGAUUGGCUUGAUGGAUGCGAAACGUGGUUCAUUCAUGAUGAAUUGUCACAGCAAUGUCAAUUUAUUCGAUCCAAGCAACCCAUAUAUGCCAAACUUGAAACUUGA
This is a messenger RNA of Rotaria socialis, 387 nucleotides long. NCBI's taxonomy places the organism in Eukaryota, Metazoa, Rotifera, Eurotatoria, Philodinida, Philodinidae. The record is from the annotation of a GenBank genome assembly.